CGGUGGCUGUCGUGGACCCGUUCUGUGGACUCCACGGCCGGAACCUGAGACCCGCUCCUCGUGGGACCAAUGCGGACCUGUCCUGACCGGCCCGGUGCGGCGUGUCAGGGCUCCGGGCGGCGCGAUCUCCUCUCACCCAGUUCCCGGGCAGCCCGGGCUGGGGACAAGCGGGGCCGCGGUCUGCAACCCGUGCAACCUCGCAGUCACCGCCUGCCCGCCAGGUCCCAGACAGCUUCGUGUUGGGGAUUGUCAUUCAAAGAUGUAUAUGUGGAGUUGUCCUGGGAAGAAUGGCAGCUGAUGGACUCUGCACAAAGGCACCUGUACAGGGAGGUGACUCUGGAAAACUACAGCAACCUGUUAUCUGUGGGUUAUCAUGGUACCAAACCUGACUUAAUCUUCAAGUUGGAGCAAGAAGAAGAACCAUGGAUAGUAAAUGCCAAAAUGUCCACCCAGACAAAAUGUCCAGAAGUCUGGAAAAAGUGGUGCCAGAAAAAUCAAGAUGAGCUUGAAAGUGUUCAGAGAAAAUAUGCUUGUAAAAUGUUUGGAAAUCACCUGAGCAGAACCCAUACUUCUUCAAGACAGAAACUCUAUAAGAGUACCACUAAUGGGAAAAGUUUGACACAAAACUCAAGUUCAAGCAGAACUUAUAUAGGAAAGAAUCUUGAUGAAUUUCAUAGUUACAAGGAAUCAUAUUUUCUGAAUCAUCAAAGAAGUCAUGGCAUAGAGAAAAACUGUGUGUGUAAUGAAUGUGGGAAAGCUUUUCGGUGUAAAUCACAGCUUGUUGUGCAUCUCAGAAUUCAUACAGGAGAGAGACCAUAUGAAUGCACUAAAUGUGAAAGAGCCUUCAGUGCCAAGUCAAAUCUUAAUGCACAUCAGAGAGUUCACACAGGAGAAAAGCCCUAUUCCUGUAGUGAAUGUGGGAAAGUCUUCUCUUUUAGAUCACAACUCAUUGUCCACCAGGAAAUUCACAUAGGAGGGAAGCCCUAUUGUUGCAGUGAAUGUGGGAAAGCCUAUAGUUGGAAAUCUCAGCUUAUUUUACACCAGAGAAGUCACACAGGAGUGAAACCAUAUGAAUGCAGUGAAUGUGGGAAAGCAUUUAGUUUGAAAUCCCCAUUUGUUGUACAUCAGAGAACUCACACAGGAGUCAAACCUCAUAAGUGCAAAGAAUGUGGGAAGGCCUUCAAGAGUAAGUCUUACCUUCUUGUUCACAUAAGAAUGCAUACCGGGGAGAAACCUUUUCAAUGUAGUGACUGUGGAAAAGCCUUUAACAUGAAGACACAACUUAUUGUUCACCAAGGAGUUCAUACUGGAAACAACCCUUACCAGUGCACUGAGUGUGGCAAAGCCUUUGGCCGGAAGGAGCAGCUCACUGCUCACCUGAGAGCCCAUGCAGGAGAGAAGCCCUAUGUUUGCAGUGAGUGUGGAAAGGCUUUUAGCAGCAAGUCGUACCUCGUCAUACACAGAAGGAUACACACAGGAGAGAGACCCUACGAAUGUAGCUUGUGUGAGAGAGCUUUCUGUGGAAAAUCACAGUUAAUUAUACACCAGAGAACUCACUCAGCAGCAAAGCCGUAUGAAUGCAAUGAGUGUGAAAAAGCCUAUCCCAGGAAGGCAUCUCUUCAGAUACACCAGAAAAGUCAUUCUGGGGAGAAACCAUUUAAGUGUGAUGAAUGUGGAAAAGCCUUUACUCAGAAGUCUUCCCUUAGUGAACAUCAGAGAGUUCAUACGGGAGAGAAACCCUGGAAAUGCUCUGAAUGUGGAAAAUCCUUCUGUUGGAACUCAGGGCUUCGUAUACAUCGGAAAACACACAAGGCAGACAUGCAAGUGAUGAAGUGACUAUUACGCUCUCAUGGAAGGUUGUGAGAGGAUAAGCCAGACAGAAUUAGAAGCAGGAAAUACAAAAAUGCCCCCACAUCAAGUGUGUUGUAUGGGAGACAUGGAAUAUUUGUGACAAGUCUGCAAAAUCUUUCAGAAGUUCUUCACACAAUUCUUUGCAGAGAACAUAUUAGUUGAAGGAGUGAGGAGCAAUAGACA
This is a messenger RNA of Jaculus jaculus (lesser Egyptian jerboa), 2034 nucleotides long. RefSeq names its product zinc finger protein 26 (gene Znf26). The transcript is spliced from 4 exons. NCBI's taxonomy places the organism in Eukaryota, Metazoa, Chordata, Mammalia, Rodentia, Dipodidae. Gene Ontology annotation, molecular function: DNA-binding transcription repressor activity, RNA polymerase II-specific. The record is from RefSeq and is a predicted model, not a curated record. Gene Ontology annotation, biological process: negative regulation of transcription by RNA polymerase II. Bases 70 to 1836 code for a protein of 588 amino acids.